AGUGGAGAAAUUGGGACAGAGAGAGGAAUCCAAGCAGACAGCUUCCCUAAUAGAGCAUGAUUAACUCAGCUAGAGAAGCAGGGGACCGCUGGACUGCAGCAGCAUUUUUAGUUCGAUAUUUGAUGUAUAUGUUUAGGAUUUAGCUAUCAUGGCAACAGUGCAUCUGUUUUUGAAAGCAUGUUUAAUCAUGGACCAGCGAAUACACUUAAAAUGGUGGCUGCAUUUUUUAUUGGUUUGCCUCCUUUUUGGUGUUUCGUUUGGAGAAGUCCGUUACAUCCUUCCAGAGGAGAUGCAGCGGGGAUCGGUUAUCGCGAAUGUAGCGCGGGAUCUGGGGCUAAAAGUGACGGAGCUUGAUGCUCGUAGAACCCGUGUUGUAGCCGAAGGAACUAGCCAGCUGUGUGAACUGGACACUGCGUCAGGCAAUCUUUUGAUCAGCCAACGGAUAGAUCGAGAGGAGCUCUGCGCGCAAGCCAGUGUCUGCAUCCUACAGUACCAGCUUUUACUUGAAGAUCCUCUUCAAGUAUACAGCUUAGUUUUGGAUAUUGCAGAUAUAAAUGACAACAGCCCAGUGUUCGCUGCAGGGGAGAUACACCUAGAUGUAGUCGAAUCCACAGUUCUGGGGAGGCGCUUUCCCUUGGAGAGUGCGCAUGACCCCGAUCUCGGAACCAACUCAGUCCGUGAAUAUAAACUGAGCCCGAACGAUCAUUUUGCACUGGAAAUGAGUACCCAAAUAAAUAGCAAUGCUUAUCCGGAACUAGUUCUUAAAAAGUCCUUGGACCGGGAGGCACAAGCUGAACAUAUACUGAAAAUCAAUGGAAUCGACGGGGGAAAUCCGGUCAGAUCAGGAACUGCUUCUAUCCAUAUCCGUGUUUUGGACGCCAAUGACAAUGUCCCAGUUUUUAACCAACGAGUUUACAAAGCCUCUGUGCCAGAGAACUCUGCCAUAGGGACUGGCAUAGCCAAGCUGAAUGCCACGGACUCAGAUGAAGGUGUUUAUGGAGAGAUAACAUACUCAUUCAGUCACCUGUCAGACAAGAUGGGAGGACUUUUUGAAAUUAACCCUUUGAGUGGAGAAGUUCGGGUGGCAGGUGCUAUUGACUAUGAAGAUGCUAGUAUGCACGAGCUGGAUGUUCAGGCUAAAGAUGGGGGUGGUCAGGCGUCUCACUGUAAACUUAUAAUUGACGUAAUCGAUGUAAAUGAUAAUGCUCCGGUCAUUAACGUUAUGUCAUUCACGAGUCCUGUGUCAGAAGAUUCCCCUGCUGGUACCACCAUUGGCAUAAUUAAUGUGAAAGAUCUUGAUUCAGGUGAAAACGGACAAGUAAGGUGCACGAUCGAAGGCAAUGUUCCUUUUAAAAUUAAAUCCAAUGUGAGAAAUUAUUAUACAUUGAUGACUGAUGCUGCAUUAGAUCGUGAAAAUAUGUCAGAAUGUAACAUCACUGUUAUUGCCUCAGACGCAGGAUCGCCACCCCUCUCAACUAAAAGAACAUUUUAUCUUAAGGUCUCAGAUGUCAAUGAUAAUGCUCCAGUAUUUCCACGAAGCUGUUAUAGUGCAUUCAUCGCAGAGAAUAACUAUCCGGGUGUAUCUAUACUAAGUGUUAAUGCUAAAGAUCCCGAUGAAAACCAGAAUGCCCGUGUUUCCUAUAUUUUGGAAGAGUCUGAGAUUGUCGGGUCUCCAGUGUCUGAAUAUGUGUCUAUAAAUGCAGAAACUGGAGUGAUACACGCAGUGCGCUCUUUUGAUUAUGAGCAGAACAAGCAGAUUAGAAUCACUAUCAAAGCGCAGGAUGGAGGCUCUCCUCCACUCAGUAGCAAUGUGACUGUGAAAAUACUGAUCCAGGACCAGAACGACAACCCUCCUCAGGUUCUGUACCCAGUCCAGACUGGUGGCUCUCUGGUGGCUGAAAUGGUGCCUCGUUCAGCAGAUGUGGGCUAUCUGGUCACUAAAGUGGUGGCUGUUGAUGUGGACUCUGGACAGAAUGCCUGGCUCUCCUAUAAACUGCAGAAAGCCACAGACAGGGCGCUGUUUGAAGUGGGCUUACAGAAUGGAGAAAUAAGAACUAUCCGCCAAGUCACUGAUAAAGAUGUUGUGAAACAAAGACUGACUGUUAUAGUGGAGGACAACGGGCAGCCCUCUCGUUCAGCUACAGUCAUUGUUAACGUGGCGGUGGCGGACAGCUUCCCUGAAGUGCUGUCUGAGUUCACUGACUUUACACACGACAAGGAGUACAAUGACAACCUGACUUUUUACUUAGUGUUGGCUUUGGCUGUAGUUUCCUUCCUCUUCAUUACGUGUUUAGUGGUUAUUAUAUCAGUGAAAAUCUACAGAUGGAGACAGUCUCGCAUCCUGUAUCACUCCAAUCUCCCUGUGAUUCCAUAUUAUCCACCACGUUACUCAGACACUUUGGGGACAGGGACUCUCCAACACGUGUACAAUUACGAGGUGUGCAGGACGACUGACUCCAGAAAGAGUGACUGUAAGUUCGGCAGAGCUGGUAGUCAGAACGUGCUGAUAAUGGACCCCAGUUCUACAGGGACGAUGCAGCGGAUACAGAGUGAAAAGAGCAUCCUGGAUGAACCAGACUCUCCUCUAGAGGUUAGUUCAAUGAUGUAGAUUUGUCUCUGUGCAGUUAUUUCUCCUUCUGUGUUUAGCUAGUGAAGUGCUUCACUCUAUACCGUCCUCUUCAGCACCAUGGACAGUAUUUCACGUUGCAGCACUGAAAACUGAUGUAGAACUUAAACAUAUACUCAUUUCUCAGUUAGUGAUAAGCGGACUGAGAUAUUUUAGUUUCUAAAUGUGCUUGCACAGCGUGAGUGGUCAACAGAGUCUUUUAGUGUUCAUUCACACGUGAUUGUUGAAGGAAAUGGUUUGUAAGUGAUCAAAAUUAUUCUACUGACAGGCAAAAAUGCUCCUUUCACUGCAACAUUCAACAUAGCUUCCUGAGUCGUGAUAAAGUUGUAGUUGCUUUUUGUUAUUUUUUUGUGACAUGUAUUGUAAUGU
This is a messenger RNA of Sander lucioperca (pikeperch), 2995 nucleotides long. RefSeq names its product protocadherin gamma-A2-like. Gene Ontology annotation, biological process: homophilic cell-cell adhesion. The coding region runs from base 149 to 2608 and encodes 819 amino acids. The record is from RefSeq and is a predicted model, not a curated record. The transcript is spliced from 2 exons. NCBI's taxonomy places the organism in Eukaryota, Metazoa, Chordata, Actinopteri, Perciformes, Percidae. Gene Ontology annotation, molecular function: calcium ion binding. Gene Ontology annotation, cellular component: plasma membrane.